This is a messenger RNA of Drosophila bipectinata, 1047 nucleotides long. It is a transcript of the gene Gtpx, whose product is annotated as Glutathione peroxidase homolog with thioredoxin peroxidase activity. The record is from RefSeq and is a predicted model, not a curated record. Gene Ontology annotation, biological process: response to oxidative stress. Gene Ontology annotation, molecular function: glutathione peroxidase activity. NCBI's taxonomy places the organism in Eukaryota, Metazoa, Arthropoda, Insecta, Diptera, Drosophilidae.
GUACAGACACAUAUAAAUAAAAGAGCCCUCCAAGCGCCGGUCAUAGUUAUUUACUCUCUCUCAGCAUUACGACACAUAACUUUUGAACCAUGAGUAUCAGGCAAUUUCAGACCAUUUCCCGACAGGCCUUCCGGUGCUACUCAAGGCGUUCUCUAGUGGACCUGGGCCAGGGGCAAUUACAGCGCCUGCCCCUUCGCUUUUGCUCCGUUCUGUUGCCAGUCAGUUGUGCGGCCAAUGCCGUUACAGCAUCCACACCCACAUCCCCCUGCUCGGCAGCCCAGUACUCCACAGCAGCUGCCUUCGACAUGUCUAACGGAGAUUACAAGAACGCCGCCUCCAUCUACGAGUUCACCGUAAAGGACACUCAUGGAAACGAUGUCUCCCUGGACAAAUACAAGGGCAAGGUGGUUCUGGUAGUGAACAUCGCCUCCAAGUGUGGCCUGACCAAGAACAACUACCAGAAGCUGACCGAUCUGAAGGAGAAGUACGGUGAACAGGGCCUGGUUAUUCUAAACUUCCCCUGCAACCAGUUUGGUUCCCAGAUGCCGGAGGCUGAUGGCGAGGCCAUGGUCUGUCACCUGCGCGACUCAAAGGCCGAUAUUGGGGAGGUUUUCGCAAAGGUGGACGUGAAUGGCGAUAAUGCCGCCCCACUCUACAAGUAUCUGAAGGCCAAGCAGACAGGCACUCUGGGCAGCGGUAUCAAGUGGAACUUUACCAAGUUCCUGGUCAACAAGGAGGGCAUUCCCGUCAACCGUUAUGCCCCCACCACCGAUCCCAUGGACAUAGCCAAGGACAUCGAGAAGCUCCUGUAGAUCUCGACGAGCUGAUAAUCCGUUUAGCUGUAGCUGUUGGCUGUCUCAUGCCUUGGACUGUGUUUAUCGCGUAGCAUUAGCUUGUAAUUGCUCGGCCACGGAUGGUAGUUGUCUUGUGGCUGGCCAUAUGCACCAAAUGUCUGCAUAUAUAUAUAUACCUAUAUAUUGUCUACUCUUUUUACUGGUUUUUGAUUCCCACUCACAAACAUAAUAAACGCGAAUUGUGGUUACCACA